UGUAUUAUGUGAAAUUGUGAAGCCAUAGUGUCAUUAUGUUAAUGAUAAACAUGAUAAUGGCAACUUUUUCAAUAAACUACUAGUAUAUGGUUUUUCUAGUAAUGUAAUAGUAUGGGUUUAUUGAAAAAUGGAUAUGAAUGUGUGUGUGACAUUAAUUACAUGUCUAACUUCCAGAAAGAGAGAAAAGAAGGCAGCAGUUACUAAGCCGAGAAACGAACAUCAGCUUCGAGUAAAUCAAAUUCUACAGUGUCCUCGGGCCAGGUGGCUUUGACCAAAAUUAUCCUCAAAUUUAUAAAUUUCCCGUUCUACCCCCUCCCUUGACAAGUAUCGAUCAUGUAACCAACACUUAUCUUUUCUUAACUAAUACGGUAAAGAGUCGUUAUAUAACGAUUUGAUUAGGAUCUGAAGUUGUAAUCCAAUCAAUAUUUUUUCUUUGCAUAUUCACUAAUAAAAGUAUCAUUUUCUUUCUAUCAUUCAAAAACGCAAUUUAUGUGAUUUCAGGAAAAUUUUCUCUUAUAAAAUUUAUGUAUAAGCAAAAAUAAUAAUUGGGUUUUAUGUGUAAAUAAUAUAUCAACCAUCAGGCAAGUCACGAGAAAAAAAAAUCCAUCAGGCAAGUUUAACCAGUUAUAAAAGGCCUAAAAAGGUUAGAGAAACCAUUUUACCAACGAUUUUCUUCUAGUUCAUGGUUCUCUCUUCUCUCAUUUUCUUACUCAGCUUCUUCCACAAAAGUUCUAAUAAAUAAAUAAUCAAGAAAAAAUCACAAUGGGAGAUACCGCAGAAGACCAAGAUGACCAAACUAUGGUGGAAGCUGUCGGAGUCCCGAGCUUCUCGGAGCUUCUUAUGUUGUCGGACGGGUUUCUCAGCUCCUCUGAAGACCACCACCGCGAAGUUAACGGUGGCGAUGGUGGAGAAGACAGCUUCGGUUUUGUAUUCUCCGGUACAAAUGGGUCAAAAAUGCUCUGUUUCAGCGGAGACUGUCAAAACGGCGACGAAUCGCUCUUCCAAGAACCUUCUCUUCCUUCCGGAGUAUCCGUUUCUGAUCCUUCUUCAUGCACUAUUAACACUUGCAAGAACUCGAAUGACACUUGUACUAACGAGAAAUCAACUAAAUCUUCAAACAAGAGAACCGGGUCGGGUAAUGGGCAAAACAUGGAUCAUAACCAAAAACCAAGCAAGAAAUGCAAGAAAAAUCAGGAUAAAUCAUCAGUUGGAAUUGCAAAGGUAAGGAAAGAAAGGUUAGGGGAAAGAAUUGCAGCGUUGCAGCAACUGGUUUCUCCAUACGGAAAGACAGAUGCAGCUUCUGUCUUGCAUGAAGCGAUGGGUUACAUCAAAUUCUUACAAGACCAGAUCCAAGUCCUUUGCUCUCCUUACCUGAUCAACUAUUCUCUUGACGGUGGAGCUGUUACCGGAGAUGUAAUGCCAGGGAAGAAAGUGAGAGACUUGAGAAGCAGAGGAUUAUGCCUAGUACCUGUCUCGUCCACUGUACACGUUGAAAACUCUAAUGGUGCUGAUUUAUGGUCACCUGCUACUGCUAGUAUGGGUCACACUAUGUCACCCUCUCAAUGAAUCAAUGGAUAUUGGAUUUACUUUUCUAGGCAGAUAUUAUCAUAUAGUGUUUCUUUUUGAUUUUUGUUCAAUAACUACUAUUUACAAAAUUUCACCCAUUUCUUUUUGUAAUCUGAGGAUCAUCUGGGUGAUCUAUAAGAAAGAAUCUGGUUGAACUUUCUUUAAUGAUUAUAACACUAAAUAUUCAAAUUCCAAGUUUUUUCUCAA
Brassica napus (rape) is the source of this 1773-nucleotide messenger RNA. Its product is annotated as transcription factor bHLH113-like. Lineage: Eukaryota; Viridiplantae; Streptophyta; Magnoliopsida; Brassicales; Brassicaceae. The record is from RefSeq and is a predicted model, not a curated record. Gene Ontology annotation, cellular component: nucleus. Gene Ontology annotation, molecular function: DNA-binding transcription factor activity, RNA polymerase II-specific; protein dimerization activity; RNA polymerase II cis-regulatory region sequence-specific DNA binding. Gene Ontology annotation, biological process: regulation of transcription by RNA polymerase II. The coding region runs from base 763 to 1566 and encodes 267 amino acids. The transcript has 5 exons.